GCCGCUUUGGAUGCACCGGGCCGGAGGAGGGCCCCGGUGCCCGGAUGUCCAUCAAACUGAGUGUAAUCCAAUACCCGACUGGCGAGUCCGGGCUCAGGAAACUGGGUCUCCGAGGAUGAGGAGCUCAGUGACAUUUUAGAGUGGCAAAUUCACGGCAAGCAGGAAACGGGCAGGAAAGCGCCCAGCAAAUGGAAGAGAAGAUUUUGGCGGGGGGGUAGAGCGUGGGCAGCUGGGGUGAGGAGCUCAUGGAUAGGAGCCCUUUGGCACUGUAAACUUCACGAUGGCUGCGCAGUCGAGCUUGUACAAUGAGGAUAGAAACUUGCUCCGUAUUCGAGAGAGGGAGAGACGGAAUCAGGAGGCUCUGCAGGAGAGAGACACGUUCCCUGAAAAUGCCCCCCUCUUUGCAAAACCUUACAAGACUAAUAAAGAGGAUGAAUUGUCAAGCCGUAUUCAGAACAUGCUGGGCAAUUACGAGGAGGUCAAGGAACUCAUCAGCACCAAAUCCCAUCAGAAUCUCAUAGGGGUACCGGAAAGUGUUGUUUCUCUGAUUCCACAAGGAAAGCCUGAUCGCCCAUUCUUCCCUGAAAAGACCAGCCAUGCAUUACCAUCUUCAUUCCAGCACACAGCCCGGCCUCAGCCCAUGGGACCUCCAGUCAUAGCUCCUCCCCCACCAAGCAACUCCAUUCACUACCAAAAGACACAGUCAAGGACACAACCAGCUUCAAGUUUGCACGCCAAAAGUCACAGCUUAUCCAGUAGUCGAAGCCAAGGUCAAGAACACAGUCGCGGCCAGGAAAGUCACGCAGCGUCUCGCCACAAGAGAAACGACAGGCGUGUUGUUGGUGAAGAUCGUACUGAUGAACUGCAGGCCUCCCUUUUGGAGCUUUCUCCAUUGUUGUCAUCUUUGUCUUCUCCAGUGGCACCCCUGUCACCUCUACAUUCCAGCCAGCAUAUCAAUUCCAGGUCACAGAACAGCAACAAAAGUCAUGGGCCGGCCUACAGUCAAACAAAAUCACCUCAGGACCUAGUGGCAGGAUCACAGGAGAACGAAAGUCGGGACAGUUCAGCCGUUAACUUGACUAGUACCACUCAGCCUUCCUCUCAGACCUUUCCCCCCUCUUUGCCAUCAAAAACCAGUGCAAUGCAGCAGAAACCUACUGCCUAUGUCAGACCAAUGGAUGGCCAAGAUCAGGCACCAAUUGAAUCACCAGAGCUCAAACCUCUCGCAGAGGAAUACCAUGGAGAACCCUAUGAAAAAAUCUCAGAUUUGAAGGCGAAUGCCAAGGCCAAAUUAUCCAAACUGAAAAUCCCUUCUGAGCCCAUUGAGCAAACCUUCCCCAGUGAUGUGCAUUGUGUUGAAGAAAUUUUGAAGGAAAUGACCCACUCAUGGCCACCUCCUUUGACAGCUAUUCAUACACCUAGUACAGCAGAGCCCUCAAAAUUUCCGUUUCCAUCAAAGGAGUCCCAGCAUGUUGGAUCUGUAGCACAGAAUCAGAAACAGUAUGACGCACCUUCAAAAACGUUGCCUAAUUCUCAGCCGAGAACAUCAAUGCUCCAGGACGACCUUCAGCUCAGUGAUAGCGAAGACAGUGGUGAUGACCAAGUUGUUGAAAAGCCACCUUCUUCAUUUGCUCCUCCAAGUGCUGCGCAGUCACAGCCUGAGAGUGUGGCAUCAGCACAUUCCAGCAGUCCGGCGUCAGGGAGCACCAGUGACUCAGACAGCUCGUCAGACUCGGAGACGGAGAGCAGCUCAAGUGACAGCGAAGAAGCAAACGACCCUCCGAGACCGCCAGCCCCUGAGCCUGAUCCACCAACUUCUAAUAAGUGGCAGCUCGACAACUGGCUAACUAAGGUGAACCCGCCAGCAGUGCCAACUGAGAGUCUCAGAGAAAUUGCCCAUGCAGAUGGACACGAGGAGAACAAGGAACAGGGUGAGCGGCCCGAACCAAAAGAGUCUCAUCCCAAGAACUCUAGCCGAACAGCCAGGGCUCCUCAGGAUGUUCAUCUUCCGAGCAAACGAAACUGCCAGAAGUCUCCUGUGCGUACUGAGGAGCCCUCACAGAGGCAGACUGUUGGGAUCAAAAGGCCCAGCAAGGUCCCCGUGCUUGAGGGGCCCAAAGGAGGCCUGAAGGUGGAAAGUGAACCUGGUCCAUACGAGGUUAAAGACCAGUCUUCCAGAGACAAGCCAAAAGUAAAAACGAAAGGGAGGCCAAAAUCCAGUGAUAAAAAAGAACUGAAACCAACACUGCAAGAGCCCUCUGAGAACAGAAAGCACAAGAGCUCACAUCAAGCCAACUCCAAGUCCCUGUUGGACCCUAAGCCUGUGAGAGACGUUUUGACUGGCAAUGCCCAAGAGCAUCUCACUCUCAGUCCCCUCACCCAAAGCCAGGGCACAACCCCCACCAGGACUAGCGGCAAUAAGUCCGCCGUUGUGGUCAGAGAGGAUUUUCACAAAGACAAGUUUCCUUUGCCUAUUAGGGAGAAGAAGUUGCUAUCGCCUGUGAGGGACCUCCCAGUCCCUCACAGCCUUGUGGUUAAAAUUGAGCUCUCUCUCCUGUCAAGGAUUCCUCAGCCCCCCGGGAAAGGCAGUCGCCAGAAAAAAGCAGAGGCUAAAGAGCUCCUUGGUGCAAGGAAGCAAGACUUGGAGAGGAAAAGCACAGACACUCCUGACAAGUCCUUCAAAAAGAGGAAGAGGGAAAUGGAGAAGGAGAUGGAUAGGAAGAAAAUGAAAUCAGACAAAGAAACCAAAUCAUUGCAGUCUUCAACUCACAAAGACUCCAGUAAAUUGAAAGCAUCAAAAGCCUCAUUUGAGAUCCAGAAGAAAGAUCUCCUGCUACCCCCACCAUUGCCACCCAUGUCUCCUGCACACCCUGCACCAAAGCCAACCAAGAUGACCCAAAAGAGACACAGGAGUGAGAGCGGCCAGCUGCCUGCCACAAAUAACACUGCCAAGAGCAAGAGCAGCCACAAGGAUCCUUUGUCCUCCAAGCACAAGAAAGUGGACAAAAAGCAUCCUGAACAGUCUAAGAGCAGCAAAGGAUCUGCAGGAGAUGUCACAAAUCCUUUCCCAGUGCCUUCUUUGCCAAAUGGUACCUCCAAGCCAAGGAGACCUCAAGUCAAGUUUGAAAAACUGCAUCCGAUGGAAUAUCACAUAGAAGAGGCCAAGAGGCUGAAGCACAAAGCCGAUGCUAUGACCGACAAGACUGGAAAGGCCUUUCAGUACUUGGAUGCUGCUCUUUCCUUCAUUGAGUAUGGGAUUGCCAUGGAAUCGGAUGCACCAGCACCAAAAUCAGCUUACAGCAUAUUCGCUGACACCAUAGAUCUCAUCAAAUUCAUAAUGACAUUAAAAUCAUUUACGGACUCCUCAGCAUCUUCACAUGAAAAAAUCUUUGCCGUGUUAUGCAUGCGCUGCCAGUCCAUUCUGCACAUGGCAAUGUUUCGUUACAAAAAAGACACUGCAAUAAAGUAUUCCAGGAUCCUCAAUGACCACUUCAAGAGUUCUUCCAGAGUAACACAAGCACCUUCCCCAUGUGUUGCAAGAAGCACAGGCACGCCUUCUCCUCUUUCUCCAAUGCCCUCUCCUGCCAGCUCUGUGAGUUCUCAGCCGGGAUCAAAUGCUAGCAACUGCGGUGGCAACAGCAUUGGCUCUUCAGUCAGCGUCCCCUAUAAUAUCCCAACCAUCACCUCUUCCUAUGUCAACAUCACUUCCUAUAUCCUCUAUGCGUAUGAUAUUUGGGAACAGGCUGAUGCUCUGGCCAGGAAGAAUAAGGAAUUUUUUGCUGAACUCAGCACAGCGGUGUGCACUCUGGCACUGAACAGUAGCAUGACUGAACUGGUACACUACACUAGACAGGGUUUACAGUGGCUGAGACUGGAAACAAAUACGCCUUAACUGGUGCUCAAGGUGGUGAAAUGCCUUGAACUCUUUUGCACUUUGGAAGCCUCAGAAACAGUCUGGCUUGCUGAAUCAUUGGAUACAAAGCACCUGCAAGGGAAAAUAAAGAUGGAAGGGAUCUGGUUACACUGGAAAAAAAUUGAACUGAGUUUUUAGGGUAGCACUUUGCUGCCUUGAAAAAGAAGAGAUGGAGGAAGGCCUCAGAGGCGAUGAUGCCUUCCUUUAAAAUGACGAAGUGCAAUGAAUUGUCUGAGUGGCUCAAUGUAUUGAUGGUCUAUAAACAUUUCUCUUACGAAUAACCAGCAGGACAAUAAUCACACAUGAAGAAGUGCCGACAAGAAGGAAAUCUGCCUCCAGAAGUUAUUAUGCAACGUCCCACAGUCUGCAACGGUUGUGUGCCCAGAAGAAAUUUCAGAGAAGUGUUUUUGCAAACACAGAUGCAAUCCAUGACGUUGGUUCUUUGUUUCUCAGAUGACAGAGCAGGGGGAGGACGAAUCCUCAUCAGCACCGAACAGCAUUACGUUAAAAUAAAGACGGCAGAGCGGUCUGCCUUGCCUGCUUCCCAACCUCACCCUCUUGCAUUUAUCAGCCAGCUGCUCUACUGAGAAUCGGGUGAAACCACUGCCUUCAGUGCUGCAAGUUCACUUCUUAAAUCAUCGUUGCUUUGGUUUUCUUCCUUGCCACGCACUCGUGCACGCACACGCCCUUAACACUCGAACGAUUUCACUUGUGGUCUUGCUUAGUUUAAGCCUUGUAAGCCAAACGCAGUUGGGGUGGAGGAAUUACGAGGUGAGGUUAGGGAAAGCUCCGUGUCCCUUCUGUGGUGGAGGGACAUCACUCCCACUGAGGGCUGACUCCUCGUCUGAUUGCUCUUUGCAGUUUUUUGGGGGGGGGGAGGGGGGGGGUGGAGGACAGCCAUGUGGGGUCACUGUGAUGGUUUGGAUAUGAUUCUGAGUCUUAGAGCUUAAACUGGGGGGAAAUGCUUCUGUCUAAGGUGGGACUGAGUUGCUGAAUGUGGAACACGAGACAAAUUUUGCCUUUGGAUGUUUGCCCACAACCAUCACUGGUCUGGGUGAAUAUCCGAGAGCAGGAUUUGGUGUUAAAAUAGUGCAUCCUUCAUGUGGGAGAUAACUCGCGUGCUCUUUCUCAGCCGCGCUAUGGGUUGGGCCCAGCGCCUUAGGAAUCUGUCUUCAAGGGAACGUGGAAGGGGAUCGUUAGCUGUUUGCGAGCAUUUCUUCCUUGUCAGGAGCUGCGUUUUUGAAAUGGUGGUUUUGCAGAUGGCAAUAACAGUGAGGAACGUAUCCACAGCAUUCUUGUGUUCAGUGAGAUGGCACCCUUCUUCACCCAAAGAUUUCCUGUUGCAUUGCAGCAGCCUUCUGCCAUCCUCAUAUCUAAUAGUGUGCCUUAGCUCUCUGGUCCCCUCGUGCAUCCUGCACCCCAUUUCUGACAGACCGGUGGGAGUGGUGAAGAGAAGGGUGGCGUCACAAAAUAAUUGUGCUUACGGGAAAGAAAAUGUUUCCAAUGAAUUAGCUCCUUUUUCCGCGUAGUUUCAGGAUGAAGGAACCUGUGUGCUGCAGUACAGCCACACCGCCCCUUUGUGAAACGUUUGGUCGCAGCUUUAAGGCUCAUGAAAAUUGAUAGCAGAUACCACCAAAAGGUCUGAAUUUCCAAAAGUUGUUUCCGUAGAAGUGGCUCCUGCCUCUGGGAAGGCUUCGCUGGCGGGAGCGCGCCGGGCGGGAGAGCCUCGCCGGAGCUCGGGAGCCCCAGCGCUUCCCGCAGCGUCGGCACGGGGAGCUCCCUCCUCUCGGCUCC
Messenger RNA from Struthio camelus australis, 5707 nucleotides. RefSeq names its product ALF transcription elongation factor 1 (gene AFF1). Lineage: Eukaryota; Metazoa; Chordata; Aves; Struthioniformes; Struthionidae. Gene Ontology annotation, biological process: regulation of gene expression. The record is from RefSeq and is a predicted model, not a curated record. Gene Ontology annotation, cellular component: nucleus; super elongation complex.